Messenger RNA from Pararge aegeria (speckled wood butterfly), 913 nucleotides. Its product is annotated as heat shock protein Hsp-12.2-like. Gene Ontology annotation, biological process: protein refolding; response to heat. Gene Ontology annotation, molecular function: protein folding chaperone. The coding region runs from base 64 to 576 and encodes 170 amino acids. The record is from RefSeq and is a predicted model, not a curated record. Lineage: Eukaryota; Metazoa; Arthropoda; Insecta; Lepidoptera; Nymphalidae. The transcript has a single exon.
AGUUGAAAAUAAACACACCAUCGAAGAACUUCUUACAAUAACGCGAGAAAAAUAACCACAACAAUGUCUUUGGUACCGUAUUGGUUGCGUCAUAUGCGGAAUUUGGCUCACCGAGACCCUAUGGUCAGAUUGUUGGAAGACCCAUUUGCCGUGCUCGCGAAGGAUCCUUUCUUCAGAGACCCGGUGAAGUUCAUUCGUCAAGUAACAGCACCAAUCGAGCAUCAACAUGAAAUCGAAGGCGUUUACUCUGAUUCAGAGGUGAAAGUCGACGGGAAGAAGGUGGAAGUGCAUUUGGACGUUCAGAACUUUACUCCCGAGCAAAUCCAAGUGAAAACAGUUGGCAACGAGAUCACAAUUGAAGGCAAAAAGGAAAUUAAACGUGACGAUGGGUGGACCAGGAGUCACUUCGAAAGGCGUUUCUUGCUGCCCGAAGGUUUCCCUCCAGAGAGGGUGGAAUGCCACCUCGACAAGGGAAAGUUGAAGUUGAUAGCAUUCAGGGCUGAACCGCUUCCGGAGAGAAAGAUCCCGAUCCAGGAGAAAGCAGGCAGUGAUAGUGAUAAAGAAAAAUCUUCCUGAAUUCUAACUUAUUUAGUGUUAAUAUUAUUUUAAAUUAUUGUUUUCUUUAAUUACAAAGCAUGUCAUAAUAUUAUGAAAAGGUACUAUAAAGCUUGUUUCAUAAUGUGUUUUAUAGGUACGUAAGUACGUAUCUAGGUUUUUGCAAGAGGUAAGUUCCCACACCAAUACUUAACUUGCAAGAAUCGAAAUGAUUGUGAAACAAGGUUUAUUGCUUUACGUCAUUUUAUUGAAAACAAGUUUAUCCAGACUGAUUAGUUUAGGGUAUUGUUUCUAUAGUAUAUAGUAAAAAAUAUUUUUUGUUUUUUGUGCAAUAAAAACUUUAAAACAAAGUACUUAC